AUGGCUCAUCGUCGAUGUGUCUCUUCAACCUCAUCAGAAUCAGACUUUUCUUCAGCGUCGUCGCUUAGGACUUCCCAAACUCCUCCAGUAGAGACAUCCGCUUCCAGUACCGACUCGGAGCCCUUGAAAGGGGUAAAACGUAAUCAUGAGUCGUCAGGCAGCGAUGAUGACAAGAGUUCAAAAGGUCUAGGCCGAUCGCAAAAGCAAGAUAAUGAGGAACCGAACGACCCAGACCACACCCAGGACCCGGCAGAGAUGCACCCCAGUGGAGUGCAACCAAUCAUCACUACCAUUCGCGCGACUGAUCUCACUCUUGGCCUCCGACGGAUCCCCGCUGGCUUCCAUGUAGUGAUCAAGGCCGACGGCGUUGAAUACCAGACAAGCAAUAUAUCUGUAAACGUAGACCAGGCUGUCCUCGAAUGGCACGAGCGCAUUCUUUUGCCUCGCGAGCCAUAUUCUAAAGUUAAGGUCAGCGUGUAUGCCUCAUUCGAAUUGGGUCCCAUGCUCUGUCAUGGAGAGAUACUUCGCACGUUCAAGAUUUCCGUCGGAGAAUUACUGGAUCGCAGCGAAAAAUCGCAUUCCAUAAUAUUUCAGCCGAAGCAGGAGCAAGUCAUAUCUGCUUGCACUUCACUUUUCUUCACAGUGGAGCAGCAACUUUCUGAUCAAAACGAUGCCGGAAUUAUUUGCCCCCCUAUCACUCCUACAUCCAGCGAUAUGGACGCAUUAGCGUUGAGGACAGAUGCCGGACAUUGUCUUCUCGCACGAUACCGCAGGACGCAGAACAGUAGCGAUCUCGAACAAUGCAUAGAUCACUUUGAACGGGCCUUGCAUCUAUGUCCCGUGAAUCAUCCCUACCGCCCUGCAGCGCUGUUUAAUCUUGCCAUCGCAACGUUUGUUAGUUGCCAAGCUGACGGAAGAUACCUCGACCUCGACGUCCCUGUCUCCCUGUUUCAAGGCGCCCUCGACUUGCGUCCCGCCAAUCAUCCGGACCGAACGGUCACGCAGCUGCAUCUUGCCGUUGCUCUGCUCUCGCGCUUCGCAAAACGGGGAUUUCAAACGGAUGCUGAUGCAGCCAAAGAGUUACUGAGCGAAGUCGUCAAUGUCUGCCACGCCAACAGCCACAUUCACAGAGCGGCUGUGAUUGCAAUGGAAACAUGCGCUCUACAUUCUGCGAGAGGCAUUGAUGCAAAUGAUCUUAGGCAGGAGGGGCCCGCCCUAUCCAUGCUUCCGUUAUCGCCGGAUCAACUUGCUGAUUUAGCACGGUGGUGUUUGGAGAGAGAUGAACCUGGUGCCUUAGAUGAAGUGAUAUCCCUUCAUUAUGACGCACUGGAAUACUACAACGCCGAGCAUGAUUGCCAAGGGCAAUUACUAUGCAAUCUAACUAUAAUGCUAGUGACUCGCUUUGAGCGCCGAGGCAAUGACAAAGACUUGGAUCAAGCUAUCGCACUUCAGCAGGAAGCGCUGGCUUUGUUCCCGGUCGGUCACACAGAUCGGUCUAAGUCAUUAAACAUCCUCGCGAAUCAACUCUUCUCCCGCUUUGACCGCCGAGGCAACGGCGAAGACUUGGAUGAGGCUAUCGCACUUCACAUGGAAGCGCUGGCUUUGUGCCCGGCUAUCGAUUCAGAGGAAGCGCGGCUUUGUGCCCGUCGUCCACAGGAUGGUCAUGUCAUUAACACUCGCGCACACUCUUCCCGCUUUAACACCGGGCAACGGCAAGACUUGGAUCAGGCUAUCGCACUUCAGAAGGAAGCGCUGGCUUUGUGCCCAGUCGGUCACACAGGUCGGUCCAUGUCAUUAAACAACCUUGCGACUCAACUCUCCUCUCGCUUUCACCACCGAGGCAACGGCGAAGACUUGGAUCAUGCUAUCGCACUUCAGCAGGAAGCGCUGGCUUUGUGCCCGGUCGGUCACACAGGUCGGUCAAUGUCAUUAAACAACCUCGCGACUACACUCUCCUCCCGCUUUCACCACCGAGGCAACCGCGAAGAUUUGGAUGAGGCUAUCGCACUUCAGAGGGAAGCACUGGCUUUGUGCCCGGUCGGUCACACAGAUCGGUCCAUGUCAUUAAACAACCUCGCGACUCAACUCUCCUCCCGCUUUGACCGCCAAGGCAACGGCGAAGACUUGGAUCAGGCUAUCGCACUUCAGAGGGAAGCACUGGCUUUGUGCCCGGUCGGCCACACAGAUCGGUCCAUGUCAUUAAACAUCCUCGGCACUCGACUCUCCUCCCGCUUUAACCACCGAGGCAAUGGCGAAGACUUGGAUGAGGCUAUCACACUUCAGAGGGAAGGACUAGCUUUGUGCCCGGUCGGUCACACAGAUCGGUCCAUGUCAUUAAACAACCUCGCGACUCAACUCUCCUCCCGCUUUGAACGCCGAGGCAAUGGCGAAGAUUUGGAUCAGGCUAUCGCAUUUCAGAGGGAAGCGCUAGCUUUGUGCCCGGUCGGUCACACAGAUCGGCUCAUGUCAUUAAACAACCUCGCGGGUGCACUCUCCUCCCGCUUUCACCACCGAGGCAACGGCGAAGACUUGGAUCAGGCUAUCGCACUUCACAGGGAAGCGCUGGCUUUGUGCCCAGUCGGUCACACAGAUCGGUCCAAGUCAUUAAACAACCUCACGACUCAACUCUCCUCCCGCUUUGACCGCCGAGGCAAUGGCGAAGACUUGGAUCAAGCUAUCGCACUUCAGCAGGAAGCGCUGGCUUUGUGCCCGGUCGGUCACACAGAUCGGUUCAUGUCAUUAAACAACCUCGCGAAUCAACUCUUUCCCGCUUUCCCACCGAGGCAACGGCGAAGACUUGGAUCAGGUUAUCGCACUGAACAGGGAAGCGCUGGCUUUGCGCCCGGUCGGUCACACACAUCGAUCUGGGUCAUUACACAACCUCGCGACUACACUCUCCUCCCGCUUUCACACCGAGGCAACCGCGAAGAUUGGAUCAGGCUAUCACACUUCACAGGGAAGCACUGGCUUUGCGCCCGGUCGGUCACACAGAUCGGCAACAGCGAAGAUUUGGAUGAGGCUAUCGCACUUCACAGAGAAGCGCUGGCUUUGCGCCCGGUCGGUCACACAGAUCGGUCCAUGUCAUUAAACAACCUCGCGACUCAACUCUCCUCCCGCUUUCACCACCGAGGCGACGGCGAAGACUUGGAUGAAGCUAUCGCACUUCACAGGGAAGCGCUGGCUUUGUGCCCAGUCGGUCACACAGAUCGGUCCAAGUCAUUAAACAACCGCGCGAUUACACUCUCCUCCCGCUUUCACCACCAAGGCAACGGCGAAGAUUUAAAUGAGGCUAUCGCACUUCAUAGAGAAGCGCUGGCUUUGCGCCCGGUCGGUCACACAGAUCGGUCCAUGUCAUUAAUCAACCUCGCAAAUCAACUCUGCUCCCGCUUUGACCACCGAGGCAACGGCGAAGACCUGAACGAGUCACGAGAGAACCUACUCUGCGCAUUGACGUUGUUGACGCAGCAUGAUCCUCGUCAACUGAAAGUCCAUGAAUCUAUAGCUAAUGUAUAUCUAUCAUUCCAUCAUUCAGAGCUUGACGGCACCGGCCCUGGCGAAAAUCCAGAUAGUCUGAAUGCUACCAUGCACCAUUUUAAGGCAGCGACACAUGUUGUCUCUGCGGGCUUGCUCUCCCGCCUGCGGGCAAGUCUAACUUGGGUGCACUGUGCUCAUCAAUAUUCACAUGGUACUCAACUAGAGGCUUAUGCGACUUCUAUGCAACUACUGGACGCUUACAUGUCUGUAACAGCCUCCAUACCAUCUCGUCAUGAUGCCAUGAAGGAAUUCCCAAAUACACCUGCCGUGGAUGCUGCAUCUUGUGCUCUUCGUAGUGGUGACGUGGGUCGCGCUGUUGAGUUGUUGGAACAAGGCAGGACCAUCAUCUGGACCCAGAUGACUCGACUCCGCACGCCUCUUGACAGGCUCCAGACUUGCGGCGAUCAUGCAGUGACUCUGAUGAAGAAAUUCGCAGACCUUAGCUCCCUCCUCGAUAAAUCUCCAAGCCAUCCAGAAGGGACCCAAAGAAUCGAUGUGGAAGCAGAAGCCACCCGGUACAGACGUCUAGUGGAGGACUGGAAUGGAACUGUAGAAGAGAUCAGGAAGAUCGAGGGCUUCUCUCGCUUCCUGCUUCCCCCUUUGUUCUCUGAUCUCCAAGAUGCAGCUCGUGAUGGGCCCAUCAUCAUGCUCAUCGCAAGUGGAUCGUCUUGCGAUGCCAUUAUUAUCCCGCACAAGCAACCUCCCACCAGCAUUCAACUCCCUAUCGAUAUUCAGAAACUCGUCAAAUUGGUAAACACAUUUCCAGAGGCAGUUGAAAAAGAGACUGGGCAACAACAAGCGCUAAUGAAAGCUUUGAACGAGUUGUGGAACAAUGUCGUCGGCCCAGUGGUCGAGAAAUUGGGCAGAUUGGUACGACUAGGUUCCCGAAUAUGGUGGUGCCCGACAUUCCUCUUCAAUUUCUUACCGUUGCAUGCUGCUCGCGAGCACAGAAAUGGGGGAAAGUCUCUUUCGCAGCUGUAUAUCUCUUCAUACACACCAUCUCUCACCGCGCUUAUCAAGGCUCGCGCAAGUCGUGACAGACCCACGUCGGUGCCCUUCGUCGCCAUCGGUCAGAAUUACCCAGCCGGUGCCUUUUUCACUUUAGAUGCUGUAGAGCCUGAGCUGGAAUUGGUGCGGAAACUUUUGCCUCCUCCCCCAACUGUCUCCUUCUCCAAGAUAGCCAGCGUUAAUGCCACGAAAUCAAGAGCACUGUGCGCAUUGCGAGAGAAUACUUGGUUCCAUCUCGCGUGUCAUGGGACGCAGAGAUUUGACGAACCCUUCCAGUCGGCCUUUCUUAUGCGCGACCAGCCUCUUUCGCUCCUUGAUAUUGCACAAACGGAUCUGUCUCGGCAUCAUUUUGCCUUUCUUUCUGCCUGUGAAACCGCGGUCGGUGACUUCAAUACGCCCGACGAAGCGAUACACCUAGCGGCCGGCCUGCAAUUUGCUGGGGUUAGGAGUGUCAUCGGGACGUUGUGGAAGGUCGACGAUCAUACUGUGCACCUCUUAGUCAAGGCAUUCUACGAAAAUUUUUGCGAGGGUGGCACAAUGAAUCCCAAACGAGCUGCCCAAGCGCUGUACCGAGCGGUCCAGUCGUUGGCUAGUGACGUAGACAUACCCUUGGCCCAGCGCAUAGUGUUCGUGCAUUUUGGCAUAUGA
Messenger RNA from Suillus bovinus, 5190 nucleotides. RefSeq names its product CHAT domain-containing protein. The transcript is spliced from 9 exons. The record is from RefSeq and is a predicted model, not a curated record. Lineage: Eukaryota; Fungi; Basidiomycota; Agaricomycetes; Boletales; Suillaceae. Bases 1 to 5190 code for a protein of 1729 amino acids. Gene Ontology annotation, molecular function: protein binding.